This is a messenger RNA of Paramacrobiotus metropolitanus, 6038 nucleotides long. RefSeq names its product cadherin-99C-like. Gene Ontology annotation, biological process: homophilic cell-cell adhesion. The record is from RefSeq and is a predicted model, not a curated record. Lineage: Eukaryota; Metazoa; Tardigrada; Eutardigrada; Parachela; Macrobiotidae. Gene Ontology annotation, molecular function: calcium ion binding. The transcript is spliced from 27 exons. Bases 482 to 5356 code for a protein of 1624 amino acids. Gene Ontology annotation, cellular component: plasma membrane.
GCAUUGAACCAACCAUCUCAACCAAUCACCGCCGGUCGCAUAAUUUUUUGGAGGGUGGAGUCACGGAGCUUAGAUUGCGACGCUUAAUUUGUCGUCACCUGUUAAUCGCCGGGGAUUAUUAUUUCUUAGGCUUGAUCCGGCGCUGCCAUCAUUUUGUUUUUGAAAAUUAAUUAAGAAGGGUGAUUUGAAAGGGUCUGUGGUUGGGUGUCCCGAGACUCAGUUUGUCAUUCCGGUUCACCACUUCCGGUCAGGAUGCACCUGACAAGAAGGUUUGCCGGAACCUGUUGUACUGUAUUCUGUUGUUGUUCUGAACCGCUGCCUGGUCAAAACAGUGUAUUUGUAUGACCUGUUGUGAUUGGUUAAACUGAGGGAAAUAUGACUUUAUCCCCAUAUUGUUGAGACAUUGUGACAAACUAAUUUUGUUGGAUUAGAACAUUGUCGCUCAUUUUUCUGUGGAGUUUGUAUAUACCGACAGACGGAAAUGGAUACCGGCUUUCGGAUAGAUUUAUCCUUAUUGAGGACAUCACGUUUGUUAUGGAUAAUUAUUAUUGUCCAGCUGCUGAAUCUCCCCUUGAGCAGUUUAGUUACGGCUCAGCUCUGUACGGUGCGCAACGGAGCGACACAUCUGACGGCCGAUGUACAAACACAGCCGAAUUCCGAUUCGAGUACAGUUACGGUGUUCCUGAAUAAUAUUAUUGGUAGUCCGGACGAGAUUGAGUUAUCUGUGAUGAAAGAUGGCCCGUUUUCUGACUGGUUCAUGAUCAACGGGAAACAAUUGCUCCUGACGCGAUCUCUUACGCAGCAGCAUCAGCUGCCAGAGCAUAUUACACUGCGGUUGAAGUGCGCACGGAGAAGACUGAUACCGUCCAUACCGACUUAUAUCACCGUACACGUGCGGAUCGUGCAGCUGCUCCAGCAGAUCAUUAUGCCGCGCGUGGUCACCAUAUCCGAGUUGACUCCUGUUGGUACGACCAUCUACCAAGCCAAUCCGCGGGAGUUUGGUCGGACAGGAUACACAUACAGUAUCGUGAAUGAGGAUGCCAAGGAAUACUUUGUCGUCACGGAUCCCCUGCAGGGCUGGAUCGCUGUGCGGCGCCCGUUGGAUUAUGAGCGUGUACAGGAGUACAAUGUCAAGAUACGCGCCACCGAUGGGAUUAACACCGAUGAUUUCGUUGUAACUGUCCGCAUACAGGACGCCAAUGAUCUCGAUCCGGCAUUCGAGUAUGCCGGCUGUCAGCGGAUAAAUAAUGUCUGUAUUAAUCCGCGCUAUACUGCAACGUGUUUCCUGCGGCAAUCUGGUGGAACGCUGAAGAUUGUUCCGGAACCGAUACGCGCUUAUGAUCGCGAUACAUUGCGCUAUAAUAUCCACUACAGUUUCUUACCGGAAGGUCAACCACCGACGUUUGCCCAGUAUUUCCGUAUCAAUCCCGAAACGGGGGAAGUCCGACAAAUUCGACCACUUGAGUCAUUGGAUGUGAAAGAGUUUGUUAUUUACGUCAAGGCCGAAGAAGUGGCUCCACCCGGUGGUCUGGCGCGUUCAUCCGUUGCACAGCUAGUCAUCGACGUCCGUUCACAGAACGCUCACCGGCCCAUUAUCCGUGCCCCCAGCACCACCUGCUUCAUCCCGGAGAAUGCUCCCGUUGGAUACCGAGCCACCAUCUCGUCCGGCAGUCAAUCACCCUUCCAGCUGAAUACCUACGAUGCCGAUCUGAGCGGUCAAAAUGGCCGGUUUAGCUACACCAUCAGCGGGGACUACGCUAAUUAUUUCCAAGUCACACCGGACGGCUACAUCCAGUGCAUACGACCGGGUUUCGCCUCGCAGAUCACCGAGCGGGAAAGCAUCAAAAUCACCAUUACCUGCACGGAACAGGAUACCAAUGAGAUCUACACCAGCGAUCCGAUGGAUGUUACCAUCGUGGUGGUCAAAGUCAAUGAACACACGCCGAAACUGCAACAGUACAAUCCUGUGGAAUUGAAGGCCGGACCACCGGAUCCCAGUAAAAUUGUGGUUACGGUGAACGCAGUGGAUGGUGACCAAGGAAAAGAUGGACAAAUCACUUAUGCCAUUGUUUACAUCCAGCGCCUUAGCGUGUCGACAGAUAAUCCCUCGCCGGAUGAUGCACGGACUAUUUUUGCCAUCAAUGUUGAUACGGGUGUUGUUGUCCAGCGAGGUACCGUCUAUAAGGGCGAAGUGUACGAGAUCAAGGUGCGCGCAACGGACGGCGGUGGCAAGUUCGAUGAGACGGUGAUUCGUGUCAAGAUCAUCGAUGAUGGACGCAAUGAGUCGCCGUUUUUCGUCAAUCCAUCCUAUGUGGCCUCCAUACCGGAAGGUGUACCGCUGCAUUAUCCUGUUAUUGUCGUUACGGCGCGGGAUCCGGAUAACGAACCCCUACUGUACAGUAUCGUUUCCGGCAACGAGGACGGACGGUUCACGAUCGAUGCAAAUACAGGAAGCAUCCAUACUAUGGCGGCCAUUGACUAUGAAGAAAAGCGGCAGUAUGCGCUGGUUGUCCAGGCACGGGAUCCGGCCAACGCGGUGGCUACCGCGACAGUGUCCAUUCUGAUAAACGAUAUCAACGACAACGAUCCGGUCUUCACCACACCCAGUCCCAUCGUGUUCAACGUGCCGGAAAACCAGGCACCCAUCCGCGUGGGCAGCGUCACCGCGACCGACAAGGACUCCGGUCCCAACGGGGACAUAACGUAUUCCAUCCCUCCCAAUCCAUACUUUACCAUCAACGCCAAAACCGGCGAGAUUAACUGCGUGCAGCCACUCGACUUUGAACGACAGCAGCAGCAUACACUCAUUGUAACGGCCAAAGAUAAUGGCAUUUCUUACAGCGCUGACCGUGGGAUCAGCAUACCGAGCAGUCGAUCCGCAACGGCCGUUGUCACCAUCAAUGUUAUCGAUUCCGAAGACGAAGAUCCUACUUUCAUUGAUCGGAUCUAUUACGCGGAGGUGUUUGAGAAUCGACCGGCCGGACUGGAAGUCGUACAAGUAUCCGCCACCGAUCCGGACAGUGUGAAAAGGAUAACAUAUCAGAUUGUUAAAGGCGACACGAACGCCUUCGCCAUCAAUCCGCAAACGGGCGUCAUCGCCACGAAGAUUCCACUUGAUUAUGAGACGACCAAUCGCUAUCAGCUGAUUGUCGGCACGGCCGAGAAUCGCAAGAACGCUCCAUCCAGUUCCGCCACGGUCUACAUUAAUGUCUUGAAUGAAAACGAUGUUGGACCACGGUUUGUUGGAGGACCUUACGUGGCCAGUAUCGGACGACAAGCACCACUCAACACCGUUAUUCAGACAAUUCUGGCCCGCGACGGCGACACAUCCACGAAAAUUACAUAUGCCAUCGAAGGCGAACCGAAAGCGCAACAAUUUUUCUCGGUCAAUCCGGAUACGGGAGAGAUUCGCGUGUCCGGUGAUUUGACCGGGGAUCGCGAUCCGCAGUAUACCCUUAUUGUAACGGCGCACGAUAAUGGCCAACCACCGCAAACAGCGACAUCCACGGUCAUCGUCAAUGUAGUCGAUCCGUCCCAAGCACGCCCGGCUCAGCUGAUAGACGCGCCACAACCUCCCGUUCAGUUCGCUCUACCGCAAUAUCAUGUCCGCAUUCGGGAAGGAUCAAACGCUAAUACUUUGGUGGAAGAACUGCGCAUCAUCAACAAGCCGACUUCCGGCAUUCAGAACCUGCGAUGCGAAAUCGUUUCCGGUAACACCCCGGUGACCUUUUCCACGGCGCCCACUUUGAACCAGGACUGCAAUCUGCUGACGGCGGUGGCGAACAUUGAUUUUGAGACCAAACCCGAGUAUGAAAUUGUUGUACAAGCCACUGGACAAUCGGAAAACGAGCCAAACUUCCGCAUUGACACACGCGUGGCCGUCAGUGUUGUUAAUAUGAACGACAACUCACCGCAGUUUAUUAUUCCGUAUCCUGGUUUGACCGGUGGCCGGUAUUUCGGCGCGAUCGAUGUUAAUUCUAACGUGGGAACACCAGUUCUGAAAGUUUCGGCGACGGAUGCGGAUAAGGGUGAUUUCGGUAUUGUGCGCUAUUCCCUCAUUCCUAGUGUGCCGGCACAGCGCUUUGAGAUCAACGACGAAAGCGGCCUGAUACGGACGCGUGUAACAUUUAUUGACUCAACUCCCGACAAUGAACCGUUCGAGUUCACAGUCCAGGCUCGCGACACACCUGGUCAACCAAACUUCAAGGCUGCUGCGGCAACAGUUAUCAUCAAUCUUAUCCGCGACCAGAACCGCUUCAUUCUCGUCAUUGAGGGCGCCAAUGCGGCUAAGACGCGCGAAAGCUAUCAGGAUGCCAUUCUCAAGAUUCUUCAGGAUCGAACCGGUAAAGUUAUCGGUGUGGAGAAGAUCACCCACCGGGAAAUUCUGGAUGGCAAUCGUACCCGACCGGAUGUUGAUUCAACGGACAUGUGGAUGUACGCCAUUGAUCCGGAUACCAAGCGCAUUCUGACAUUCCUCGAUCUGCAAUCGAUUUUAAUAUCCAGAGAAGUCCAGGAAAAGCGCUUAUCCGACGUACAAACCGUAUUGACCAGCACGGACCGCGCUGUAGAAUUCCGGGCGCCGUAUGUUUUGCCGGGUUACGUCCAGCCUUUAGUGUACAAGACGUGGUCAGUGUGGGGCUUUGAGGCGGGAUUAAUAGCUUUAGCCGCGCUCAUCAUCCUCUUCUGUAUCAUCGCCAUCAUUCUUCUGUGCUACUUGUGGUCAAGAUAUCGUGAGUAUCUCAAGCGAGCCAGAUUCCAGCCUCGAAUGGAGCCUGUGAUGUUCGAACCGGUCGCUCCUGAAUACGAGACACAGAUUCUGCAAAUGAACGUCAACGAAGACGACAACGCCGAUCUGGGUGAGGUCAACGUAGGCUUUACCCCCCGCAGCGGCAUCGAGAGCGUUACCUACAUCAAAAACCAGCAGGAACGCGAACGCCAAAUGCGGGAAAGCCGCGAAGCACGCGCAGCCUCCGGCUACCGGACCGCCACCGCCUCCGGCAACCCCAUCUACGACAAUCCGGAUUCCAGCAAUGUCGGCAACAUGCAGCAGGAGCGCGUUAUCACCGGCGGCUACUCGGCCACCUCCCGGGCCUCCCGCUACGCGGCCACCUCCAGCAACGGACAGCGGAUUGUGACGGGAAGCGAAGGUAUUAACCUGCCGGUUGAUGAUGAUGAAGAGCGCCUAAUGGCCCGCAGCACCAUGACCUCUGACCAAAGCCGCAUGGUUUCCCAGCGUAAUCUGCACGAUAAUUACGAAGCACCCCGCUCCUAUUCCUACUCCUACGCUUAUUCCAGGGAAUUUGCCGCUAAUAGGGAUCUACAGCAGGCGCCGGCCAGUACGGCAUCACAUUUGUAGACAGAGAGAAAAUGAAUGAAAAAGUCUGAUUUUUUUGAAUGGUUUGUUUCGUUAUAUCCCGUUGUUGUGUCCGCGUUGGGCUUCCUGAUGGUCGGUUAAAUGUUCCUUCCCCGCCUAUUUUUUUGAUAAUGAUUUCCCCCGCUCAGCUGUGCCCCGUUAACCCUGCCGCAUCCACGUAGCCGCCCUCCUGCAGAUUGUGUAUUUUUUUCCUUGUAUAAAAAUGGUAUAAUGUUUCUUCUUUUUGUUUUUUUACAGCACAUGUAAAUCAUGGAUUUACUGGUUAGAAAUUUACUACUGCCUGAUCUGUCAAAAUCUGGAUUCUGGACUUCCGUGUUUUUUUCAUUUGUCCAGAUCAGUCUGGGCCAAAGGUCGCAUUGGGUCGGCAUGAGGGAAAUCUAUUCGAUGGCUUUGCUGUCUUGAGAAAUGCUUUUUUAUAUGCAAUGCACGCGCUAAAGAGUUAACGCUUUCAUUUCCGCUUUCUCUGUUGGCUACAGGCGAUGGAUUUGAGAAUGGUUGUUAUAAUAUUUUAGCCUUUGCUUUUUUCUACGUAUAGAUUUUGGGUUAAUAAUAAUCCUGGUUUCUGUUGACAGUGUUCCUGUAAUCAAAUUUGAAGUUUACAAAACCCAGUCAUUUUGUGCGCCAUUUCUUUGUUUUAUAGCACAUGUUCACGUUCUACCACAAA